GGUAAACAGUGCGGUCACGUGACGCGACCCCGCUCCAGCCCCCGCGCCGUCGCCGCACGCCGAUGGCUGCGGGGUCUCGCGCCACCGCACGGUCCCCACGAGGCGAGCGACCCUCGGGCCCUGGGCGGCGGCGGCUGCAACGAGGAUAGGGAGGGCGGCGCGGAAGACGGGACGGCGUGGUCCGCAGUGGCCGCCCCGGCUGGGAGGAAGCAGAGGUUGUGGCAGCGACGCCUGCGUCCUGCGCGUACCCCCUCUCGGCGCAGCCGGCCCCCUCCUCCGCGGCGGCGCGGCCACCAUCUUCCUCUCGCUGCCAGUGGUAGCGCUCGUCGGCGGAGCUGGGCUGAAAGACACACAGAAGUCUUCAUGGAUAUAGUUGAUACAUUUAAUCAUUUAAUUCCUACUGAACACUUAGAUGAUGCCCUAUUUCUAGGAUCCAACCUGGAGAAUGAAGUCUGUGAGGAUUUUAGUACAAGUCAAAAUGUCUUAGAGGACUCGCUGAAGAACAUGCUCAGCGAUAAGGAUCCUAUGCUAGGAUCUGCAAGUAACCAGUUCUGUUUGCCUGUUUUGGAUAGCAAUGAUCCCAAUUUCCAGAUGCCUUGUUCAACAGUUGUUGGUCUUGACGAUAUUAUGGAUGAAGGAGUUGUAAAAGAAAGUGGCAAUGAUACCAUUGAUGAAGAAGAGCUGAUUUUACCUAACAGGAAUUUGAGGGACAAAGUAGAAGAAAAUUCAGUGAGAUCACCAAGAAAAUCACCUCGUUUAAUGGCACAAGAACAAAUAAGAAGUUUGCGACAAAGCACUAUUGCCAAGCGUACAAAUGCAGCACCUUUAAAUAGCACAAAAAAGGCAUCAGGGAAGACUGUGUCUGCCCCUAAAGCAGGGGUGAAACAACAAGAAAGGUGUCAGAUGAAAGAAGAAAUUGGUACGUCCCCGAAACCCGAGCACCAGAAAGAGAGCAGGAGGGGCAGCCGACACGGUGGACAGAUCGAAGAAGCAGUUCCAUCGUGUCUUGAAACGAAGGGUGAAGCUGGGUUAGACUCUGAGCAGAAAUGUAAUAAUCAGGGAGAAGCAAAUGUGCCAUCUCAUGAGUUAAACUGUCCACUCCUUUCAGAGACUUGCGUUAGUAUCGAAGAAAAGAAAAAUGAAACUCUGAUGGAGUGUAAAGCCAAGACUGUUAGCCCAUUGUUUAAGUUUUCAGGUAAAGAAGAACAUGAACGGAACGAUUCCAUUUCAAGUAAAAUGGAUGGGACUGUUGUUGAAGAAAUGAAGGUAGAAGGAGAAGUUGAACAAGAAUCGAAGGAGACAAUAAAAUUAGUGCACGAAAAUGACAGUGUCAGUGAGGAACCUGCAUCUUCCGUCGCUUUCUCUGGCAGUGCUGCUUGUACAAACCCGAAUGAGAAAGAAAGGAACCUUGUCAGUUUGUCUGGUUCUGUGGAUGAAGUAAAUGAAUGUAGUUUGGAAUUGAAAGAUAGCGUGGAAGUUGCUGAUAAAGCUGAGAACUCCCUUCAGAGAAUAGAAAUGGAAAUGGCUUAUUGUAAAGACCCAGAGUCUAAUGAUAAGCAGUUGGAGGGCACCAGAUUUAAUAAGUCAAACUUAGAGGUGGUUAAUACUAGUGCUUUUGAACCAGAAGGUAAUAUUUUAGAAAAUGCUAUUUGUGAUGCACCUGACCAAAAUUCAAAACAGUUGAAUAUUGUUGUAAGUAUGAAAAUGGAGUCUCAUGAAACAGCAAACCUUCAGGAUGACAGAGACAGCCAGUCAAAUAGUGUUUCUUGCUUAGAGUCAAAAAACAUAAAACCCAAACAUACAAAACCUGUAAUUCAUUCUAAGCAAACCAUGGCCACAGAUACUCGGAAAAAAGUUGUUGGAGCAAAGCAUGAAUUAAUGCAUAACGUAACUAAAGUUAAUGUCAAAAGUGUGAAGCGAAAUGCUGAUGAAUCAGAAUCUAAGCAAAAUUUUCAUAGGCCAGUCAAAGUGAGAAAGAAACAAGUUGAUAAGGAUUCAAAGAUUCAGAGUUGCAAUUUUGGGGUUAAAUCUGUGAAAAAUCAGGCUCAUUCUGUAUUCAGAAAGAUAUCACAAGAUCAAAAUUUAGUCCAGAUUUCCAAACCCUUAACUCAUUCUUUGAGUGAAAAGCCUCACGGUCACCCUGGUUGCUCAAAAGAACCUCAUCAUCCUGCACAAACUGGACAUUUGUUGCAUUCCAGCCAGAAACAGUGCCAUAAGCCCCAGCAGCCGGCUCCAGCAGUGAGAACCAAUAGUCAUGUGAAGGAAGAGCUUGAGCACACAGGUGGUGUGGAACAUUUUAAGGAAGAGGAUAAAUUGAAAUUAAAAAAACCUGAGAAGAACCUACAACCCCGUCAAAGAAGAAGCAGCAAAAGUUUUUCUUUGGAUGAGCCACCAUUGUUCAUUCCAGAUAAUAUAGCGACUGUAAAACGGGAAGGCUCAGACCAUAGCUCUUCAUUUGAAAGCAAAUAUAUCUGGACUCCCAGCAAGCAGUGUGGGUUUUGCAAAAAACCACAUGGCAACAGGUUUAUGGUUGGCUGUGGGAGAUGUGAUGACUGGUUUCAUGGUGAUUGUGUUGGGUUAAGUCUUUCUCAAGCACAGCAAAUGGGAGAGGAAGACAAAGAAUAUGUGUGUGUGAAAUGUUGUGCUGAAGAAGAUAAAAAGACUGAAAUAGUAGAUCCAGAUAUUUUGGGAAACCAGGCUAAAGUUGAAGUCCAUAGUGAAGAUAAAGCAAUGGAAUAUGAAAAGCUUGGGUUAUCAAAGCACACUACAACAAAUGACAAAACCAAAUAUAUAGAUGAUACAGUGAAGCACAAGGUCAAAAUUUUGAAACGGGAGUCUGGUGAAGGCAAAAACUCAUCAGACUGUAGGGAUAGUGAAAUAAAAAAAUGGCAGCUAGCUCCUCUUCGAAAGAUGGGACAACCAGUUUUACCUCGGAGAUCCUCAGAAGAAAAAAGUGAAAAAAUAACAAAAGAGUCUACAACUGUUACUUGCACAGGAGAAAAAGCUUCAAAACCAGGUGCUUAUGAGAAGCAAGAGACAAAGAAGAAGAAAACUGAAAAGGGCCCCCCUGGUGCACAUCCUCCGGCGGCUCCUGCCUCCAAGCCUUCCACAGACCAGAUCCGACAGAGCGUCCGGCAUUCUCUCAAAGAUAUUCUUAUGAAAAGACUUACAGACUCAAAUUUGAAGGUACCAGAGGAAAAGGCAGCAAAAGUUGCCACAAAAAUUGAAAAAGAGCUUUUCUCUUUUUUUCGGGACACAGAUGCUAAAUAUAAGAACAAAUAUAGAAGUUUGAUGUUCAAUCUGAAAGAUCCUAAAAACAAUAUAUUAUUUAAAAAAGUGCUAAAAGGAGAAGUAACCCCUGAUCACCUUAUAAGAAUGAGUCCAGAAGAACUAGCUUCUAAAGAGUUAGCUGCUUGGAGACGAAGAGAAAAUAGACAUACCAUAGAGAUGAUUGAGAAAGAACAGAGAGAAGUGGAAAGAAGACCAAUCACAAAGAUAACUCAUAAAGGUGAGAUAGAAAUUGAGAGUGAUGCUCCAAUGAAAGAACAGGAAGCAGCCAUGGAAAUUCAGGAACCUACAGCUAAUAAGUCAGUGGAGAAGACAGAAGGAUCUGAGAAACCGAAAGAAGAGAUUGACUCCUUGUCUAAAGAUACCACUAGUCAACACAGACAACAUCUUUUUGAUCUUAACUGCAAAAUUUGCAUAGGUCGAAUGGCACCGCCUGUAGAUGAUCUUUCUCCAAAAAAAGUGAAAGUUGUUGUUGGAGUAUCUCGUAAACAUUCAGACAAUGAAGCAGAAAGUAUAGCAGAUGCUUUGUCUUCAACCUCAAAUAUUUUGGCCUCUGAAUUCUUUGAAGAGGAGAAACAAGAGUCUCCGAAGUCAGCAUUGUCUUCUGCUCCACGUCCAGAGAUGCCUGGAACUGUUGAAGUUGAGUCUACCUUCCUGGCUCGAUUGAACUUCAUCUGGAAAGGUUUUAUCAACAUGCCAUCUGUAGCAAAAUUUGUUACCAAAGCCUACCCAGUGUCUGGUUCCCCUGAGUACUUGACAGAGGAUCUACCAGAUAGUAUUCAAGUCGGUGGUAGAAUAUCACCUCAGACAGUUUGGGAUUAUGUGGAAAAAAUUAAAGCCUCAGGAACCAAGGAAAUUUGUGUGGUUCGCUUCACACCUGUGACUGAAGAAGAUCAAAUUUCUUACACUUUGCUGUUUGCAUACUUCAGUAGCAGGAAGCGCUACGGAGUGGCCGCUAACAACAUGAAGCAGGUUAAAGACAUGUACCUAAUCCCUCUGGGGGCCACGGAUAAAAUCCCACACCCUCUUGUGCCCUUUGAUGGACCUGGCCUUGAACUGCACAGACCUAAUCUAUUGUUGGGCUUAAUUAUUCGUCAAAAACUGAAACGGCAGCACAGUGCCAGUGCUGGUGCUGGUCACACAGCUGAGAUGGCUGAAAGUGUACCAGUAACAUUGCCGCCUGAUAAAAAAAGUAAGGUAGAAGUUUCCACAGAGGAAGCAGCAGAAGAAGAAAAUGACUUUUUUAAUUCUUUUACAACUGUGUUGCACAAGCAAAGAAAUAAGCCUCAGCAAACUCUUCAGGAAGACCUUCCAACGGUCAUUGAACCUUUAGUGGAAGUCACCAAACAGGAGCCACCAAAACCUUUAAGAUUCCUUCCUGGGGUCUUGAUUGGCUGGGAAAAUCAGCCUUCUACUCUGGAAUUGGCAAAUAAACCUCUUCCUGUGGAUGAUAUCCUUCAGAGCCUUUUGGGCACUACUGGUCAAGCAUAUGAACAGGCUCAGUCAGGGACAGAACAAAGCACUCUUAAAGAAAUUCCAUUUAUAAAUGAGCAAGGCGACCUGAAAGCAGAGAAGGUAGAUACAGUGGAAGCAACUGAUGGGGAAGCCAAGGAAGUGAAGGUUAAAGGAGAUAAGCCUUCAGAGUCGGCAGGUGGUUCAGUAGGAGAAGAGGCGUCCGGAAUGGGGGCCUCUUCUGUUUCUGCCGGGCCUUUGACAAGUCUUAGUCUCAGAGGUAAACCACCAGAUGUUUCUACAGAAGCAUUCCUAACAAAUUUAUCGAUGCAGUCAAAACAAGAGGAGACGGUGGAGAGUAAAGAGAGAGCGUUAAAAAGACAGCAGCUACCAGAUCAAGAGAGUAACUUGCAAGAUAAUUGGACUGCAAACACUAGUUCUCCCUGCAGGUCUAAUGCAGGAAAAGGAAACAUAGAUGGUAAUGGGAGUUGCAGUGAAAACCUUGCUGCUAACACGACACGGGCCCCCCAGUUUAUCAACCUGAAAAGGGACCCUAGGCAAGCAGCAGGGCGAAGUCAGCAGGCGUCUGCUCCAGAAAGCAGGGACGGAGAUAGCUGCCGGAAUGGAGAGAAGCAGCCCCUGCCUGGCCUGUCGCACAAGGAGCACUUAACCGAACAAAGCAGCGUUGAGGAAAAGUUGCCUUCUGUAGAGAAGAACUCAUGUAUUCAGCAGAGUGAUGAUUCCGGGGUUGUACAGAACUCGCCAUCAGUAGAAAACGUACACAGUUCUCAAACAGAACAAGCAAAACCCUUACAGGAGGAGAUUUUAAUGCAAAAUAUUGAAACUGUGCACCCAUUUCGAAGAGGAUCAGUAGCAGCAACAUCUCAUUUUGAGGUUGGAAACACAUGUCCCUCUGAAUUUCCUGCAAAAAGCAUCAGCUUCACUUCCAGAAGCACCAGCCCCAGAACAAGUGCAAACUUUUCACCCGUAAGGCCACAGCAGCCCAACCUUCAGCAUCUCAAGUGUAGCCCGCCUGGAUUUCCAUUUCCAGGACCUCCAAAUUUCCCCCCACAAAGCAUGUUUGGAUUUCCGCCACAUUUGCCACCCCCGUUGCUUCCCCCUCCAGGCUUUGGCUUUGCUCAGAAUCCCAUGGUUCCCUGGCCACCUGUUGUUCAUCUGACAGGCCAACCGCAACGUAUGAUGGGUCCCCUUUCACAAGCGUCAAGGUAUCUAGGCCCGCAAAAUUUUUACCAGAUUAAAGACGUUCGGAGGCCAGAAAGGCGCCAUAGUGACCCUUGGGGUAGGCAAGACCAACAGCAACUGGAUAGACCGUUUAACAGGGGUAAGGGGGAUCGUCAGAGGUUUUACAGUGAUUCACACCACCUGAAAAGAGAGCGCCACGAGAAGGGGUGGGAGCAGGAGUCCGAAAGGCACAGGCGCAGAGACAGAGCCCAGGACAAGGACAGAGACAGGAAGAGCAGGGAGGAAGGGCACAAGGGUCAGGAGCGGGUACGGCUGCCGCACGGCGAGCGAGGAGUGGACGGAAGAGCGAGCAGAGACAGCAGGGCUGUAGACAGGAAGGCAGACGCGCCUAAGGGUGAAGACCAGGAGAAGGACAGAGAGCGGGAGAAGGGUAAGCAUAGAGAAGGCGAGAAGGAGCGAGACAGGCACCACAGAGACAGGGACCACACCGACAGAGCUAAAGGCAAAAGGUGAAGUCAGCAGGCUGCUGCAGGGGUCCACUGAAAUAGCUGUUAAACGUCGUCUCUUUAAAACUUCGUAUGAUUGCCUGCUAGGAUCGUGCCGUCUUUUACAUUUUUAAUAUUGGUGGUUUGCAGAGCAGUACAUUCUGUGUGUCGGUGCGGAGUGCACUGGGCCAGUGCUCAUCAUCCCUUCUUCAUACCAACUGCCCUAGUUAUAGGAAUUUAAUAUUUUUAAAAGUUUUACAUUGCUGUAUAUUCAAAGAUUUGUUUUAUUAAUAUGCAAUAAAGGCUUAGAAAUUUUAGUUUUAUUCCUUAAUCGGUAAAUAUGGUUAAUUACGGAAUCUAUUUACUGCCUCUAGUGAAUGUCCUUUAUAUAAUGACUAAUUUGAGAGUAACGUGUACUCUGUAAGUUUGUUUUAAAUUGCACUGUUUUUAAAGAAACUGUAGAGGAGCAACAUAAAGCCAAGCAACUUGGUAAUUGGAUUAUAUUAAUCAUUCAGUCGAGCAGUUUUUGACCAAGAAUCAGAAACCCAAGGAGUACAUUUAUCGCUUUAGUCUGCACUCAUUGAAGGCGUUUGUUACCGUACUACAGCUUUGUGGUAGUCCAUUGUUUUCCUUUUCCUUUUUGGCUCUUCAGAAACUUGAAUACUUAAGCUUGUACAUGAUCUUGUGUUUUGCUAUCCUUUUUACUGUACAAUGUAAAUAUUUUAAGGGAUAUUUUGAUUCUAAAUAUGAUAAAAGAAUUUCUCACCUAUCUUGUGUGUGUGAUUUGAAAUUCAGUAGUAAAAUAAUUUCUUUGAGACUUUAAAUACCUUUAGCCAUUGUUCUUCUCUUACUCAGCCAAGAGCCUAUAGGCUAGGAUGAGGAGAAAAACGAUUUCUUUAUCUUAGAUUAUAGGCUAUUAAGAUAAAUCGUGUAGUUCUGAAGAGGCUAGAAUUAAAAACUGCCACUGAAAAACUGUGCAGCUAUAACCCACUUUGUAGGUAUGUUUCUGAAAACUGGUACACCGUCAAAAUUUGGUACACUGACUAAUCAUUGUAAGACCACAGAAAUUUUAUUUAAGAGAAACGUAUUGUGAAUCUUUCUGUAAAACGUGUAAUUAACUCUAAUUUGUUUGGGGGGUAAAUAACUACAGUGUCAUUUGCUCGUUUUUCUUGAAAGCACAGGGAGGCUAUUGCUAAUCCAAACCUAAAUUUAUUUACACCCUUAACUACAUAUACUGUAUUGAUUGCUAUAAUUUAAAGCAGUGGCUAUCAAAUGAUACCAACACUUGAGACCAAAAGGAGGGAAAGAAAGGCCAGUAUUUUAACUUACCUGUAUUAAUGAAGAAAGAUACACAUGACUUCACAAAAUUAAGAAGAUGAAGUUUGUUUUCCUAAAAAGUCUACAGAUUAGAGUUAAAAAUGGGUUUUGAAACUGAUUCAGCCUUGCUGUUUUUACUGGAGAGAAAAUGAGUGGAAAUUCAAAACCAAACCAUUUUGUCUAACUUGCAGCAACUUGAGACCCCCCCCCCUUU
Molecule: messenger RNA, 7959 nt
Organism: Mesoplodon densirostris (Blainville's beaked whale)
Lineage: Eukaryota; Metazoa; Chordata; Mammalia; Artiodactyla; Ziphiidae
Gene: PHF3
Product: PHD finger protein 3
Exons: 16
Coding region: 364-6456 (2030 amino acids)
Biological process (GO): DNA-templated transcription
Cellular component (GO): nucleus
Source: RefSeq, a predicted model, not a curated record